GACUAUGAAAAUAGUGAAAUGGCUGAUCAAGUGAAAAAUAAUUUUACAUUGACAAACAAUUAUACAUCAUUUAAUACUAGUGAGAAAUUUUCAGCAAUUGAAUCUUCACAAAAUGUACUAAAUAAACUUGAUCAAAAUGUGCAAAAAGAUACUGUUAAAGAAUUUUUAGCUAUUGACUUAACCAAAUCUUUACAAAAUACUCUAAAUAACCUUGAUCAAAAUUGA
Dentiscutata heterogama is the source of this 225-nucleotide messenger RNA. Lineage: Eukaryota; Fungi; Glomeromycota; Glomeromycetes; Diversisporales; Gigasporaceae. The record is from the annotation of a GenBank genome assembly.